GCAGAGGUACGCGUCUCCACUUUAUUAAAAUAUAUAUAUAUUGUCUACCAGUGGCUCACAAUUUACACAUCAACACAACUCUGAUACAUAUUCUCUAUUAUGUCAAACAAGAACUUUAAUUCCAAAACUGAAGCUGAGGAAGUCGCUACUUACUUUGAAAACGAAAUCAAGGGAAAGACCGUCUUGAUCACUGGAUGCACAUUCGGUGGUCUUGGUUAUGAGACCGCAAGAGUGGUGUCAAAGCACCAUGCUGGCUUAGUUAUUGUUGCUGGUAGAAAGCAAGAGGCGCUCGACGAUGCCAUUGAAAAGAUCAAGGCAGAGACUCCUUCCGCUAACUUACGAUCCCUCGUUAUUGAUCUCGCCUCGCUCGAGUCGGUCCGACAUGCUGCUGCCGAAGUCAACACCUAUCCUGAAGCUAUUGAUGUCUUGAUCAACAACGCCGCUAUCAUGGCAUCACCAUAUCACACCACCAAGGAUGGAUUCGAAGCUCAAUUCGGUACCAACCACAUCGGACCCUUCCUCUUCACCAACUUGAUCUUGCCCAAGAUCCUUGCCUCCAAGACUGGUGCGCCACGCAUUGUCAACGUUUCCAGCAACGGUCACACUUUAUCUCCCAUCCACUUCGACGACCCAUUUUUUGACAACGGUAAAGCCUACAACAAGUGGUGGGCAUAUGGUCAAUCUAAAACUGCCAAUAUUCUGUUUUCUCGUGAAUUGACCAAGCGCUACAAGAGCGCAGGGCUUACUGCCUUCAGUCCUCAUCCCGGUGUGAUCUUCACUAAUCUUGCUCGUGAUGUUGAUAUGGCCGAGUUCUCUGUACCAAUAAAGGAUUACGAAGGUAAUGUACUUCAAGUCAGCGAAGCGGAUUUCAAGUCUCUUGGUGCAGGUACUGCAACUCAUAUUGUUGCUGCCUUUGACCCAAACAUUGCUUCGGAGUCUGGAUCUUAUAUGGAGGAUUGCCAGAUUGCUAUGGAUCAAGCUAAGCCAUAUGCCAAAGAUGAUACAGAGGCUGCCAAGCUGUGGGCAUUGAGCGAAGAGAUUGUUGGACAGAAGUUCUGAUUGGUUACUGUAGUAAAUCUCAACCAGAUGUAGCCCAUAGUCAUUAUAGAUCGAUACCCAGCUGUAAAAAAUUGUCCAAAUUCUUCUUCGUAUUUUACGGCUGAAUAAAUAAUAUAACUAACUGCAUUAAAUCCCGUU
Molecule: messenger RNA, 1197 nt
Organism: Umbelopsis ramanniana AG
Lineage: Eukaryota; Fungi; Mucoromycota; Umbelopsidomycetes; Umbelopsidales; Umbelopsidaceae
Exons: 1
Coding region: 100-1059 (319 amino acids)
Source: RefSeq, a predicted model, not a curated record